UAGCUACAAUAGCCGGUCAGUGUUUGCCAUGUUUCGCUCAAUCUAAGGGUGUGUGAUGAGUGUGCCCGUAAAAGAUACUUAAAUGUCACUCGUGCAAUAUCCUAUAUUAGGAUAUAAAUAUUCUAAUUCAGCAAGCCUAAGGAUGUCGGAAGUGGAGCUUGUGAAAAAGAUGCUGCGGGCCGUUCUGCAGUCCAACAAGAAUGGGGUGUCACUGGCCCAGCUGCAGGCAGACUUCAAGGACCUGACCGGAGACUUCAUCCCCUGCAAACAAAUGGGCUUCACUUCCCUGGACGCCUUCCUCCAGAGCCUGCCCUCUGUGGUCAGGAUGGAGCGCACAGCAAGGGGAGAGGUUAUCUGCUUUGCCACAGUUUGCAAGGAGACGGAGCACAUCGCCCAGCUCGUGGCUCGUCAGCGCUCGUCCAAGAAGACUGGCCGUCCCCAGCUGGUCAACUGCCAAAUGAGGGUUAAGCCACCCACUCCUUCCAUGCUGAAUGCUAAGCCCAGGACGUCACUGAGGCAGCCGGAACACACAGGCCGUUCCAGCCGAGGCGGGGCACAGAUGCCCAUUGGGGGGCGCUCCGGAGGAGUGGGAGACCACCGGCAGGCCAGCGGGAGAGACAGCCAGCCUAACGGGAGGGUAGCCACACCCCCCCAGAACAGAGCCCCUGCCACACAGACGAGGAAACCCCCUGCGCCCACCGACAGGUCAGAGAAGAGGAUGGCUUGCCUCAGUCAGAAGGAGUGCAGACUCCCCUCUCAGGACCCGCAGCAGAAGAGUGCUUCCGCGAACCUGAACGAGAGUGCCCCGCCCGCCAAGGCCAGAGGCGCGCAGCCCAGCAGCGGGUACAGCCCACAGGUGGUCCAGACCCGCAUCAGAGAGGUUCUCAACAAGCACAGCAAUGGAUUGUGGGUGUCCAAGCUGCCCCAGCUGUACCGGGAGCUGUAUAAAGAGGAGUUUCCCCAGGAAGCUCUGAGAGACCUGGAGCACUGGUCCCACAUCGGCACAGUAGAGAAGCCGUGCAGCAGUAACCCCUCAGAGCUCCUGCUGUACCCCUCUAAAGACCCGCCCCGCCCUUCCUCCGCCCCUGGCCGGAAGUCCCGCACCCCAACCCCGCCCCUGCCGGCCUCCUGCUCCUCCUCCUCCGCUUCCUCCUCCCCUUCCUCCUCCUCCCCCUCCUCUCCCUGCCCGUCGCCCAGCCCUCAGCCCCCCCAGCCUCUGCCCCCCGACCUCAAGGCCAAACUGGGGGAGCUCCUGCAGAAGCACAGCAACGGGGUGUGGGCCCACGCCCUGCCGAAACUCUUCCUGGACACCUACAAGCGCAAGCUCCCCGAGCACGCCCUGCGGGACCUGAGCCUGCUGGCCGACGUCUGCACCGUGGACCACCCCAUGCCCGGCAACCCCAAAAAGGCCAUCCUGUACGCGCGUGCCGCCGGGGGGGAGCCGGCCCGCAAGCGGGCGGAUCCAGAGGCGGGGCGUCGGCCCGCCGCCCAGUCCGUGCCUCCCCUGCAAAUCCCUGAGGCGGAGUACCCCUCCGUGCUGGUGUUGGAGGCCUCAAGCACCAGCAGCGUCGUACUCAGGUACAUAGGAGAGGGGUACUCGCAGGCCCAGGAGGCUCUGGAAGACCAGAUGUGGGAGUUUUACGGCCCGGGCGGCGCCCCCAAGGCCCUGCCCUCCCCGGCCCCCGGCCAGCUGGCCGCCGUCAAGAACGAGGAAGAGGAGGAGGUUCUCCGGGCCCGAGUGUGCGAAGUCGCGGCUGAUAAGGUCAAGGUUUACUAUGUGGAUCACGGCUUUUCUGAGCUGGUCAGCAAAGAAAAGCUUCUGGAACUGCACGAGACGUUCUGCAGGCUGCCCUUCCAGGCCGCCAAGUGCAGACUAGCUGGUCUGGAGCCUUUCUGCAGCGAGCCAGCGGUGCUGAAGAGGCUCGAGUCCCUGGCCUGUGAGAAGAUCCUAUUGGCUGAGAUCCUGGAGCGGGACCAGACUCCCCUGGUGGUGCUGUAUGACACGUCACAGGAUGAUGAUGUCAACAUCAACGCCGCCUGCAUGAAGGCCCUGCAGGACCGGUCUCUGGACAGUCCCCUGCAGGUUAACAGUGCCUACACCGGCGUCUGUGUGACCAACGUCUGCUCGGACGGGACCAUCUACUGCCAGCUGCCAUCGCGAGGCCAGGCCAAGCUUAACGAGAUACUGAAGAAGAUCGAUGCCUACUUCCACUCACAGGUUACCUCAGAGUUCCUGGUCUCCAAGCCCUUCUGUGGGAAAUGCUGUCUGGCCCGGUGCAAGGGCAAAUGGGCUCGUGUGGAAAUCACUAACCUGCAUGGUAGCCGUGUGCUGGACAUCCAGUUCCUGGACCUGGGCAUCCCCGCCUCCGUAGAGGUCAUUGAGCUGAGGGAGGUCCCGCCCCCUUUCCUGCGUGACCUUAUGUCCAUCCCAACCCAGGCGGUGAAGUGCUGUCUGGCGGACGUUCCCGUGGACGUGGGCUCCUGGACGGCGGACGCGGUGCAGCGGCUGAGAGACGCGGUGCUCGGCUGCGCCGAGUGCAGCAUGAAGGCCACCAAGCUGGACGAGGCCAAACGGCUGGCCCAUAUCUACCUGUUCACUUCCAAGAGCUUCCACGACGCGGACCACAGCGUCAACCACCAGCUGGCCGACUCAGACCUGUGGAAGCACCAGAAGGACGUGUUCCUUAGCAACCGGAGUCCUGCCAAGACCAAGGUCGACCCCAACUCCAACACCAAACCCAACCUCAACUCCAAGACCACCUCCAAGACCAAACCCAACCACAACUCCACCACCAAGACCAAUGACAACUCCACCACCAAGCCCAACCACAACACCAACUCUGACACUAACGCCAACACCAACUCCAAUGCCCUUUCCGACCCCAACCACAACACGACCUCCAGCACCAGCACCAAAAGGCCAUCUCUCAAAAAGCCCUUUUCCCCUCCCCCGGAAAUCGGGGACGCCCCGCCCCAGAGCCCCACCGCCUCUCUCCUGCUGCCCCCUCCUCUGGCGCUGCCCCCUCCUGGUCAGAACAUGGACGUGUACGUGUCUGUGGCCUGCCACCCGGGCCACUUCGUCCUGCAGCCCUGGCAGGACCUGUACAAGCUGGCGGUGCUCAUGGGGGAGAUGAUCCUCUACUACAACAAGAUGGACGAGCAGCCCGCCCACGUGGAGAAGAACCAGAUCUACGCCGCCAAGGUGGAGAACGACUGGCACCGGGUGUUGGUUAAGUGUGUGCUGAAUAACGGGCUAGUGUCCGUGUACGAGCUGGACUACGGGAAGCACGAGCUGGUCAGCGUUACCCUGCUGCGGCCCCUCGUCCAGGAGUUCCGGCAGUUUCCAUUCCAGGGCAUCACCGCACAGCUCGCUGGGUUGAAGCCCAGGCAGUGGUCAGAGGAGGCUUCUAUUGUUUUCCGGAACCAUGUGGAAAAGAAGCCACUGGUUGCCCAAGUGGAGUCGGUGCAGGAGGGUCCACAGGCCUGGGAUAGGAAAGUGGCGGUGUACCUGGUGGACACCUCACGGGAAGAGACGGACAUCUGGGUGCACGACAUCAUGUCCGAGUUCACCGAGGAGCUGACCAAAGCAGCUUAGCAAAACCGUUUUCCUCCCAACAACUAAAAAAAAAAAACGGUGGUUUGCGGGUGUCUUGGUGGCACCGCCCACCAGUGUUGACGUAUUAACAUAAUAAUGACCCUCACAAUCUAAUCUUCGAGGAUUGCUGUGUAGGAGGCUUCGGGCGUUUAACGACCAAUAUGCUGCUCCACCAAAUGGUGUCAUAAUAGGCACGCGGUCGGUGCUCACACAAAAAGGUCGACUCGACUUAAAAAGCUGUCCGGAAAAAACAACGGCAGCCGCACUGAACGUAGUUUACAGAUGUUUUGCUUGUUUUAAUUUAAGGAUUUACAAGUAUAUAUAAAACUAGCUAAACAUUUUUAUUUGCUUAAUACAAUGAAGCCAUUCGCCUUUCCAAAUGAUUAAUGUUUGGUUUUCAUUUAUUUUUGUUAGUGUCCUAAAACUCGACUUUUACAGAAUCACCACCACCUGGAUAUAUUUAAAAUUCAUUUUGAGAAAUAUAUGCAUAGUUUGUUUAAUGAUGGCGUUUUUACCUCCGAUUAGUUUCUUAGCAGUGGUGAGACAAAACAACUGCGUUGUAUUUAAAGGUUUUACUCUCGAUCUGAAUUUAAUGUGUACAAAUUUGGCUGAAUCAGAUGUUUUAUUAAAAUGUAUGGUUUACUGCGGGCCUACUGCAUACACUAUAUAUAAAAUUCUAUAGAAAUAAAGUUGGCAACAAAUGUCUUGUGCGUUUUAUUGAUA
Messenger RNA from Anguilla rostrata (American eel), 4318 nucleotides. It is a transcript of the gene tdrd7b, whose product is annotated as tudor domain containing 7 b. The transcript has 18 exons. The record is from RefSeq and is a predicted model, not a curated record. NCBI's taxonomy places the organism in Eukaryota, Metazoa, Chordata, Actinopteri, Anguilliformes, Anguillidae. Bases 83 to 3595 code for a protein of 1170 amino acids.